Penicillium taxi is the source of this 1485-nucleotide messenger RNA. RefSeq lists its product as uncharacterized. Gene Ontology annotation, biological process: transmembrane transport. The transcript has 4 exons. The coding region runs from base 1 to 1485 and encodes 494 amino acids. The record is from RefSeq and is a predicted model, not a curated record. Gene Ontology annotation, cellular component: membrane. Gene Ontology annotation, molecular function: transmembrane transporter activity. NCBI's taxonomy places the organism in Eukaryota, Fungi, Ascomycota, Eurotiomycetes, Eurotiales, Aspergillaceae.
AUGCCCAUGUCAUCCGCUUUCAAUAAUAACAUGCCUGCCUUAAAUCAGAGCCCUUCUGUCGAAAAGGAAGUCGAUCCUGAGACAAUUGACGAAAAAUCAGCUGGCGAAACUGAUGUCAUACUCGACCCAAAGAAAGAAGCAAAGCUGUUAUUCAAGCUAGAUUGUGCCUUCGUGCCAAUUAUCAUGUUCACAUUUAUGACCUGUUUCCUGGAUCGAUCGAAUAUCGGGAAUGUCAAGGUUGCCAAUAUGCCAGAAGACAUUGGUGCUUCUACCACCCAGUUUGCUACCGCAGUCUCUAUCUUCUAUGCGACAUAUGUCGUAUUCGAAGCACCUUGGGCAGUUCUCAUGAAGAAGCUCACGCCUCGAAACAUUCUGACUGGUUUAUGUAUCGUGUGGUCGCUGACGACUAUUUUUACUGGUUUUAUUCAGUCAGUAGGGUCGUUAUACGCGACUCGACUUAUUCUGGGCGUUUGUGAGGCUGGACUAUUCCCCUGCUUGAACUUGUAUCUCACGCUUGUCUAUCGUCGGGAGGAGCAGGCAAAGCGUGUCUCGUACCUCUUCAGUAGUACCGCUAUCUCAGGUGCGGUGGGUGGUCUUCUAGCAUAUGGCCUGUUGCAGAUGGAUGGUGUUGCAGGCAAGGCAGGAUGGAGAUGGGUUUAUAUGAUCGAAGGGAUAUUCAGCUUUGUCUGUGCUUUUAUCAUCUGGUUUGGACUACCAAAUGAUCCUGAAAAGGCAUAUUUCCUCACGGAAGAAGAGCAAUGGAUGAUGCGUGUACGGAAUGAGCAGCGUCGCAGAUAUAUGGGUAGCGAAGAAUUUAGCUGGGAGGAGAUUCGCAUCGCUGCGACGGAUCCGAAACUUUACCUCUCCGGACUGAUCCAAUUCUGCCAGGACAUCCUACUCUACGGAUUCAGCACAUUUCUCCCAACUAUUCUGAAGGGAAUGGGAUAUAGCACACUCAUGAGCAAUGUCCUGACUGUGCCAGUUUACAUCUGGGCAGGUAUUGUCUUCAUCACUGUAGCCUUCUGCGCAGAUAAGUACUCAAAGUUUGCAUCGUACAUCUUCGGUGUCAACAUUUCUGGCAUCAUCGGCUAUAUUCUGCUAUUAUCAGUGAAGAACAAAAGUGUCCAAUACUUCGCCACUUAUCUGUGUGGUAUAGCCGUAUACUCAUCAGUGGGACUGAACGUGACCUGGAUCAACGUCAAUGUGGCUGGUCAACACAGACGGGCGAUGGAGAUUGGUCUCCAGCAGACAAUGGGGAAUAUGGCCGGAAUCGUUGCCGGUCAGAUUUAUCGUUCAUACCCCUACGUGCUUGGAAACGCAUUCUCCUUGGGUGCGUUGGUCAUUGCACAGUGCCUUGUGAUCGGACUUUGGUUUUAUCUGAAGCACCAGAAUAAGAUCAAGGAGCAGGUACUCAAUGGGGAGAGGGAAGAUACCCGACGAGUUCGUACUGGUGAUGGUGACGUGGAAUUCAAGUACAUUUACUGA